Molecule: messenger RNA, 2518 nt
Organism: Beta vulgaris subsp. vulgaris (sugar beet)
Lineage: Eukaryota; Viridiplantae; Streptophyta; Magnoliopsida; Caryophyllales; Amaranthaceae
Exons: 4
Coding region: 748-2337 (529 amino acids)
Source: RefSeq, a predicted model, not a curated record
CUACAAUUGGCUCUCUAAAGGCACUAGGGAGAUUGGUUUGGAGGUGGUUGUUUAUCACCACAGCGACUGUAUUGUGAUGAUGGGCACAAAGAGAGUAGCAGCAAGGUGGGAUGCAACCUUACACGAGGCCUGCUCGAUGUGAAGUGGAGUUGGCUCUCAGAUUCGGGUAUGAUAGACUUGAGCUUGAAGGAGAUGCUCUUAUGGUGGUUAAUGCUGUGAAAAACAUGCAAACAUUAGUUAUUUCGUGUCUUUGAUGAUGUUAGUAGGUUGAUGGGGAUUUUGUUUCUUUUUUUUAUUUCUCAUAUUAAGCGAGUGGGUAAUAUUGUAGUCCAUUUGUUAACUGGUUGGGAUUAUUUAUGUAACUAUGAAAUUGUUUGGUUUGGUUUGACUCUUUUUCUCAAAGUGUUACCACUUUGGCAAAGCUUAUUUAAUAUAAUUUCCCCUUAAUUUCCUUAAAAUAAAAAAAAAAGUAAGAAAGCCAAUUUUCCCAAAUUAAUGAUAACGAGCUACUAAUACAUUAUUACACCAAGUCUAGUCAACGCAUUAAUGGUUUCAAGUAAUAUUAUAUACUGCUUGUAUAAAGUAUAGAUUAAUAGAUCUAUUCUAGUCCCUGUAAUCAGAAAAAAGUAUCUAGGGAUAGUUGAUUAUAAAUUUAUAUGUUGGCUUUUCAAUCUAUGUAAAUUUAUAUUGUCUUUUCAGUCUAUAAAUAUAACUGUACGUAGCAAGACUAACAUUAUUAGAUCUUCCAUGGCUUUGAGACGAGAUUGCGUAGUUCCUUUGCUACUUAAUUUGCUGGUUGCAAUUUUUCUAGUCUCAGCUUCCGCAAAAUCUUAUGAUCAAAAGCCAAGAUAUGAAAGUAAAUGGGUGAACCAUGGCGGAGACCUUCACAAUCGGCGAUUCGCAGAGCAAGAGACAAAGAUAAGUCCGAAAACAGCACAAAAUCUAGAGUUGAUAUGGAAAUUCGAAGCUGAAAGUUAUGCAACAGCAACACCAACAAUAUUUGAGGAAACCAUAUAUUUCUCUAGCUUUGAUGGUAACAUUUAUGCUAUAAAACAAUUAGAUGGAUCUCUUGUGUGGAAGCAGAAUUUACACCAAUUAACAGGGCUCAAUUCAACAAUAAUUCUAUUCAAAGGGACCUUAGUUUUAUCAAGAGCAACUCCAACUAUAGCUGGUGAUUUGCUAAUUGUUGGAAUGUAUGGACCUUCAGUUGUUCUUGGGUUCAAAAGAGAUACUGGUAAGCUUGUGUGGAUGACUAGGCUUGAUAAUCAUCCUGAUAGCGUUAUUACCAUGUCUGGGACUUACUAUAACGGGGCAUUCUAUGUAGGAACAUCGUCACUAGAAGAACUCGCCAGCAUAGACAAAUGUUGCACAUUCCGUGGCAGUUUUGCAAAACUGAAUGCAAAAACAGGAAAAAUCCUAUGGCAAACCUACAUGCUUCCAGACAACAAAGGCAAGCAAGGAGAAUAUGCAGGGGCAGCAAUAUGGGGAAGUAGUCCUUCAAUUGAUAUAUCAAGGAACCUUGUCUACAUUGCCACAGGAAACCUUUACUCAGCUCCAGAGCGAAUCGAGACGUGCCAAGAGAGGGAAAACAAUCAGACAACUCCUACACAUCCAGAGGAGUGCAUAGAGGCAGAUAACCAUGAAAACUCUAUUUUGGCUCUAGAGUUAGACACAGGCAAUAUUAGGUGGUACCAACAAUUAGGAGGGUAUGAUGUAUGGUUUGCCAAGUGUAUGAAUCUUUCAACCCCGAAUUGUCCUCCAGGGCCUAAUCCUGAUGCUGAUUUUGGCGAGGCGCCGAUGUUGUUGAGUGUUGAGGUGAAAGGAUGUCGUAAGGAUGUUGCAGUUGCUGUCCAAAAGAGUGGGAUUGCUUGGGCUUUGGAUAGAGAUACUGGUGAUGUCAUAUGGAGCACGGAGGCUGGACCAGGUGGUAUGAAAGGAGGAGGCAUAUGGGGAGCAGCAACAGAUGAAAAAAGAGUCUACACCAACAUUGCCAAUAGUGAUGCAAAGAACUUCACUCUUAAGCCCUCAAACACAACAACAAAAGCUGGAGGAUGGGUGGCCAUGGAUCCUCAAGAUGGGACAAACUUAUGGACCACCGCGAAUCCUAGUAGUGGUGUUAGCUUUGGCCCUGUAACGGUUGCUAAUGGUGUUGUGUUUGCUGGAUCAUAUGAUAAGCAAGGUAAUAUAUAUGCAAUUGAUGCCAAUACUGGUGUUAUUUUGUGGUCUUAUGAAACUGGAUCAGAAGUAUAUGGAGGUGUAUCAGUUGGUGAUGGAUGUAUAUAUGUUGCUAAUGGUUAUUGGACUGCUGGAAAAUCUUUGUUUGCAUUCUGCAUUUGAUGGCUUAUGAAAAUACAAGGGAAGAUGUAAUAACUGUUAUAGUAAUGUGUAGGCAUAGACUUGUAUGCAAAGUGCAAGGUUUGGACAUUGGAGUGAUGUAAUUCUAUAUCAUAGAUGAUGUUUUAUGUAAUCAGUGCUGGAAUUAGACUUUUAAGAUUUAACUUUCUCUUUUUCAUAGUAA